UAAACGUCGCCGUAUAAGUGCACAACGUCUCUCUUCAUCCUCCACAGCUUUUCUCUCUCCCUCAAUUCUCUGACAACUUUCUCUCCUCAAAACCAAGAAAAAAAAAACAAAAUCAAGAAAACCAAAGAUAAAUCACCCAAAUUUAAACUGGCCCUUCUCCAUUUUCGCUCACAAAAUCUCGCUUUGUAUAGCUUAUACUCAUAUCCUCAUCCUAUAUCAUCCUCAGAUUCUGGUUUCUGACUUUGUACAAAAAAACGGUGGCGGAAAAAACGGCAGAGCGUUCAAUUAGAGAAACAUGGGGAAGAUCUUGAAAUCUAAGUCUUCUUGGCCAAGAACCGUCGUGAGGAAGUGGCUAAACUUACGUAGCAGCGCUUCCGAGUUUAACUCUGAUUACCCACUCAAAGGGAAGAUGGAGCCGACUCAGGCGAGGAGAAAAAGUUGCUCCGACGGUGAUUAUUACAUGAUCGUGCCGGAAAAGUUUCCAGGAUGGUUGGGCCAAGCAAAUGGGGAUUUAAAACAACCAACCGGUGAACAACAUGUGACACGUGUUGAUGAGAAACUUGAUCUCAAAAUGUUCGUGGGGACAUGGAACGUGGGAGGGAAGUCGCCACAUGAAGGAUUAGACUUAAAAGAUUGGGUUAAAUCUCCUGCCGAUGCCGACAUUUACGUGCUAGGGUUUCAAGAAAUCGUGCCGUUAAAUGCCGGAAACGUACUUGGAGCAGAGGACAGUGGCCCUGCGGCUAAGUGGUUGUCUCUUAUCCGAGAAGCCUUGAACAACAACAACAACAACUUAUCACAAAAUGACCUCGAACUUUCUAAGAAUCACAGAAGCUCCUUCGAAAUUACGAAAUCAUCACAACAGCCCCGUCUCAGCUUCACCAAUCUCCCGGAGGAUAAACCAGUUGCAUGCAAUUCGACCCCUCCGCGAGGCUAUUCCCUUGCAGCGAGUAAACAGAUGGUGGGGAUCUUUUUGUGUGUGUGGGUAAGAGAUGAUCUCCGAAAACGUAUUACCAACCUCAAGGUUUCAUGCGUUGGUCGUGGCAUCAUGGGAUAUCUUGGAAACAAGGGCUCAAUAUCGAUCAGCAUGUCAUUGCAUGAGACGAGCCUAUGCUUUGUUUGUACCCAUCUUACGUCUGGAGAAAAAGAAGGCGACGAGAUCCGAAGGAACUUAGAUGUGACGGAAAUAUUAAAGAGGACAAGAUUUUCGCGUUCUUCUAAAGAUUCUCUCCCCGAAACGAUAAUGGACCACGAUAAAGUAAUAUGGCUCGGAGAUUUGAAUUAUCGACUAAGAGCGAGCAGUGACGUGCAUGAACAGCUUAGGAAUAAUGAUUGGGAAGCACUUCUAGAGAAAGAUCAGCUUAAGAUAGAACAAAGAGCUGGUAGAAUUUUUCAGGGAUGGGAAGAAGGAAAGAUUUAUUUCGCACCAACGUAUAAAUAUCUAAUUAACUCGGAUAAUUACGUUGUCCAAACCGAAAAAUCAAAGGAAAAGCGGAGAACACCAGCUUGGUGUGAUCGAAUAUUAUGGAAAGGUGACGGGUUGAAACAAAUUUGGUACGUCAGAGGAGAGUCGAGAUUCUCGGACCACAGACCGGUUCAAUCUCUAUUUUCGGUUCAUAUUGAUUUGACUCAGAAUCAAUCAAACCGGAAAACUAAACCGAUUAGCCAAAACCAUCGUCCUAACCCGGUCUUACCUUACACGUGCCAUGGGAAAGUCCAAGCUGAAGAGAUCUUGUUGCUCACACGCGCACAAAUUGAAUCUAUACUCCAGUUUCAGUUCUCAAGCUCAAGGACUAGACUUGAGUCAUUUCCAAACCAAAGUUUCUGGAUGGCUAAGUGUUCUGAUGGUGAGAUGGGUUACGAAAAUUCUUCUAAGCGUCCUCAUCAGUGGCUUUUGGAUGGCUCCGAGACAGAGUUACUUCCGAACAAGAAACAUGCGUCUGAAAGUCCUACAAGCAACUUGUUGUUUUCCGGAGUGAUAAACUCGAAUGUCACUUCUUGGGGCAACACUUUCUCUUUCGAGUCUUGUCCUGGUCAGUUUACAGAACGGUUGUUCGACGUCGAAACCACCAGGCCCGGUGAUAAUAUUCAUGACAAGAGCGUUCGUUUGACUAACACUGAGAAGGCCGUUCUUGGAAGGAGUAGUGAGUCUUACAGUGAUCACUCGUUUGGUUUAUCAAUGUCACAGACGCUUGAGGAUCCACAGUCUGCAGUUAGCUAUGGUGGAAUCAGAAAAGUUAAAGUUAGCCAGGUGAAAGAUACUGAAAGUUUUGUAUCGUCUCCAAACGCACAAAGCUACGACAGGGUGGAGAACAGAUCUGUGUCGGCAACUAGGGUUGAUGAGAGUUCCAUGUGCGUGGGUCUUGCGUUUGGUAAGGAAGAGGAGCAUGUUAUCGGCGAAAGUUACGAGAGGGACAAUGGCGUCUUUAUAUCAGUGGGACAGCCAUAUUGUAAGGGCGAUGAAACUAUAUAUGAUAACAGUUUUGCUUCGGAACUUGCUUUCAACAAGGUUGACAGUAAUUUAAUAUCCAUGGGUCAAUCAUACAACCAUGUUGACGAGAGGGCUUCAUCGAAAGGUAGCAACUUUCACAAAGAGAGCACGCCUGUAUGUAGGGAUGGUGUAUAUAACAGGAACAGUAACGUCGUGCAAGAGUCUUUUGUCAAGGGACAGAGCACAAUCAUAUCUUUUGGUGGUUCCAAUGAUGAUGAUGAUGAUAAUAACUCUGGAAGGUAUAGAUUCUUGAUGGCUAAAUCCACACCUCAGUUAUCUGAAACUCCAACUAGAAAAGAUUUGGUUGGAACUAGAACCAACGUGCUUGGUUGCGAUGCUACGUUCUCUAGCAUUGAUGUUUCCACAAAGAAAGAAGAGUCAAGAGUAUCAAAAAAAGUUCAGAGCAAUAGUUUUCCUUCUAAUGUAAGGAGUUUGCUAUCUACUGGUAUGCUCGAUGGAGUUCCAGUGAAAUAUAUUGCUUGGUCACGAGAGAAGGAGCUUCGUGGAGUGAUCAAGGGUUCUGGAUAUCAAUGUGGAUGCGACUCAUGUAACUCCUCUAAGGUGGUGAAUGCAUAUGAAUUUGAACGGCACGCUGGUUGCAAGACGAAGCAUCCGAAUAAUCAUAUAUACUUUGAGAAUGGGAAAACCAUAUACGGGAUAGUUCAAGAGCUCAGGAACACACCACAAGAUAUGCUCUUCAAUGUUAUCCCAACGAUGACUGGCUCGACCAUCAACCAAAAGUCUUUCCGUCUAUGGAAAGAGUCCUAUUUAGCCGCUAUACGGGAACUUCAGCGUAUUUACGGGAAGGAAGAUGGAAAGGUACUCUGACGUAUCUCAUUGUUGGUGAAUUCAACCAGUGAGAAAUAAUAUUUUACAUUGUAUACUUCAUUCAUCAUAAACUAAAGAUGAAUGAAUAAUCUGUAUAUAUUCACAACUAACCAUUCUUCUACUCUCUACUUUCCAUACAAAUGAAGUGUUCUCACAUUGAGAAUUCUAGAGUAAUUGCUUCUUGGUUUGUUCAAUGUGUUUCUGCUAUUGUUAUUCUCUUUAGUGAAAUAUUGAAGCAGU
Molecule: messenger RNA, 3556 nt
Organism: Thlaspi arvense
Lineage: Eukaryota; Viridiplantae; Streptophyta; Magnoliopsida; Brassicales; Brassicaceae
Source: the annotation of a GenBank genome assembly